Macrobrachium nipponense is the source of this 1692-nucleotide messenger RNA. Its product is annotated as facilitated trehalose transporter Tret1-like. Gene Ontology annotation, biological process: transmembrane transport. The coding region runs from base 35 to 1537 and encodes 500 amino acids. The transcript has 5 exons. Gene Ontology annotation, molecular function: transmembrane transporter activity. Lineage: Eukaryota; Metazoa; Arthropoda; Malacostraca; Decapoda; Palaemonidae. The record is from RefSeq and is a predicted model, not a curated record. Gene Ontology annotation, cellular component: membrane.
UGAUUUCUUGUUGCAGGAAUAACACCAAAGACCGAUGUCUUCAAGAGUGGCUCAUGAUGAAACUAGGCAUGAGAUCAUCGAAACCAUCACCAAGGCUAGUAGUGUGGUCCUGCCUUCCAAAGUGGAGAAUGAAGAAGUCAUAUCCCGGAGAGGUGUCAUAAAACAAGUGUUGGCUGGACUAGCCAUUGCAUCUUCAACACUGAUGACAGGGUUCACAAGCGCUUGGCCAGUGGUCUUACCAAAGUUGCAGGAGAGCUCUCAGUCCUUCCAAGUAACUGAUCAAGAUGUGGCGUGGCUGGUUUCACUGCAAGGUAUGGUGGGCAUGUUCACAUCCCUAGUCUCAGGCCACCUAGUGGAAUAUUUCGGACCCAGGAGACUGCUACUCAUGUGCUUACUCCCCACCUUCGGCCUGUGGAUGCUAAUGGCAUUCACUCCCUACCUCAGCCUGCUCUACAUCAGCCGCGUGGGACUGUCCAUCAGCACCUACUUGAUAAAGAGCUUCUUCCAGGCCUACAUCGCCGAGUUAUGUCAGCCGAGGAUACGGGGAGCCAUCGCUGCUCUGCCCGAGAUCAUCAUAGCGAUUGGUGUCUUGGCGACCUACACUCUGGCGAACUUCUUUUCCUACGAGUUUGUGACCGCAGUUUUGGCCGCUCCGUUUCUGCCACUUUUCAUCAUAGUUAUAUUUAUUCCUGAGUCUCCAUAUUGGCUAGCCAGAAGAAACAGGAUGGAGGAAGCCAAGUCUUCUCUGAAAAAACUUCGCGGGGAAAAAGACACUGUUGAGAGAGAGUUACACAUACUCACUAAUACCAACAAAGCUCAGUCAUCAGCGUGGACACAGGUCCAUGAGUUGAAAAAGGGGAAGAACAUCCGUCCAGUCUUGUUCGUCCUGGCCAUCUUAGCUCUCAGGGAAAUUAGCGGGCAGACAGCCGUCUUCUCCUAUUCGGUUUACAUGUUCCGCCAAGCUGGCAUCGAGCUAGACGCCUUCCUCUGCACGGUCUUCAUCGGCUGCGUCCGGCUGAUCUGCUCGUUCGUGGCAGCCGGUGCUCUUGACUGCGCGGGACGUCGGCCAUUCCUAAUAGGCAGCUCUGUCAUCUGCGGCCUGGCCGAGCUGAUAAGUGGAGUGGCCAUUUUGCUGAAUUUUCCCGGCACUUCGUGGAUUCCUCUGUCAGGACUCCUGAUCUACGUCGCUGCUUAUGGCCUCGGCCAAGGGUCGAUACCCUGGAUACUCAUGGGAGAGCUGUUGCCUACCCCUGUCAGAUCCAUAGGGUCCUCCAUCAUCACCUUCAGCUACUGCACGUUGCUCUUCAUCGUCAACCUCUUGUUUUUCAGAAUGACCGAGUCUCUGAGUUUGGGAGGGGCUCUUUGUCUGUUUUCCAUGGCGAAUUUAGUCUUGGCGGUGGUAACGUUCGUGUGGUUGCCUGAAACGCGCGGGAAGUCGUUGGAUGAACUGGAGACGGCUUUCACGAGGCCACGCAGAGAACAGCAGUUUAGUCAGGAAGUAAGAAUUCGCAGUGCCCAAGCUGUAAAUGUAAGAUAGAGUAAAUGACGUCAGUUCUAUACAUUGUACUAAUACUGUUCUUUCAUAGCGUUAGUUUUUUUACUGACAAGGUGAAUCAACAUAAACACUAAUUAUGUACACGAAUUAAAAAGAGUAGAUAAAAUACAAAUAAUAUAAUUAAAUUGUAAGAAUUA